GUCCUAUAGGCCAGGGCUACCACGAGGGUCCUAUAGGUGGGGCCAAUCUCAAGGUGGGGCUCUGGAGGGGGGCCGAGCUCUUCGCACAGUACCUCGCCUUCUCGCACGGCGUGCCCGCCUGCCCUGACUGCAGGCUCUCUUGCCCCGUGGCGAAUCUCAUGUGUCCGAGCUUUCCUGUGGCCAACCUGACUUGCCCCGCCCCGGUGGUGCAGCUCUCGUGUCCCCCGCUGCCCGUGCUCAACGUCUCGUGCCCCGCCGUGUACCCCUUGCAGGCCGAGGGCGACGUCCUCGGCUUCGACGCGGCGUCGCUGGCCGUCGGGGGCGUCACGGGGGUGUUGGGGGCAGCCGCCUCCAGUCCGAGCAGGUGCCGUCGGCGGCGGCGCACGGGCGCCGAGGCGGAGGGGGACCUGGGCGAGCUCGCGAGGGCUCAAGUGGCGCAGAUGGUGGUGACUGGCGUCUCUGCCGCGGAGCCGUCCCUGCUCGCGACGUUCACGAAUGACGGCGACCACUACGCCGAGGACGUCAGCCAGCAGAACGAUGACAUCGCGGAGGUGAAGUGGCUCGCGCGGCCUGGCGACGCACCGCCAGGCGUCGACCCUCGCAGGAUCUACAGGUUUCAGAACCCGCCCGACGCCGCCGCGCUGGAGCAGCUCAAACGCGACGGAGCCCUCAUGGUGGGGGGCCACGCUGGCUCGGCGUGGGUCGCCGUGGAGGACCACCGCGGCUACGCGCGGGGGCAGGAGUUCCCCGACCCCCUCCCCGACGGCUCCGCGAUCCCCGGGGACUGCGCUGUGGUGGAGCUCCCAGUGGGCAAGAUCGCGGCCCGCCUCGUCGCCCGCCGCGACCUCGAGAGCUACGUGGUCGACGAUAUGAGGGCCAUGCCCGCGAAGUUCAACGGCGAGGGAGUGCGCGGGCGGCCCGUCGCCGAGGCCGUGGACAACCAGGUGCAGGAGACAGAUGGCCCUGAGAUGGAGAUUGCGUCGCCGCCCUGGCCCAAGAAGGUUUCAGGUGGGGGCGUGAACCCGAGGAGGCCACGAGCCUCCCAUUUAGCUGGUUGUCCAGUCGGCACCAUGGCGGGGAAGUCGGCGGCGGCCAAGGGCGCCCCCAAAGUGCUGAAGGUCCUGAAGGAUCACUUGAUGGCCAACCCCGAGGAGGCGGCGGGCCUCUUGGCGGCUGUGCAAUCGGGGGAGUCCAGCGCGAAGAAGCAGGGGGAGUCUGGAGACACCUUGACUUCGCUCAUGACGUUGGCCAGGAUGAGCCCCGAUGAGUUGAUCAGGAUGCUGAACCGGUGGCCGCCGAACAUGACGGAGCACAUGUGGAAGAAGGCGCGCGCCGCGAAGUACGCUGACCACGAGAAAGACGACAAGGUCAUCCAGAAGGCUUUCGGCGUGAUGACGGGCGAGGAUAUGCAGGCCAAAACGCCGACUCGCAGCAGGGCGGUGAACGUGGACAUCUACACCGCAAGGAGGGCGACGUUCGCCACUCAGCCGAUGCUCGCGCUGAAUCCCGACUUCACAAUCAACUGCGACAAGCGCGGCCCGUGCACGCUGGCGGGCCCCGUGCAGCGCGAGGGCGAGGACGCGCGCCAGUUCACCAAGCUGCUCUUUCGCCACCUCAACGCGAUGGCGGGCCCCCCGAGCAAAAUCACGCGCGUCGAGGGCGACGCGUACAUCGCCGACAACUUUGACCACGAGCGCGCCGACGUCACCAACAAGACGAACGACUUCAAGAAGAACUGCCUCGACCUCAUCGGCGAGGCGGCGAUCGGGCCCUGCAGCAUCCAGAAGACGAUCCUCAAGCAGGCGGGCAUCGUGCGCAAGGUUGAGGACGUCGACCAGAAGCUCGCGGAGAUGGCUGCGACCCAGGCCGCGGAGAAGGGUGCCAGUGGUGCCGCCUCGUCAGCGUCGGGACUGAAGCCGAAGAGGGCCAUCAAGCGCACGGCCAGCGAGGUCUCCGUGCCAGACGAGCUCAAGUCGUGCUGGCACCCCCUCUUCUGCGCGUGCGCCGCUGCGGCUUGCAUGGGCGCGGACGAGCCUGCCCCGCCCCUUGCGGCGGAGCAGGGCGGGCUCCAGGAGGCGAAGCGCCACAGCUUCAUCCGCCCGGCGCCGAACCGUGGCAAGCGCCGCGACGACGGGGCGCCAGUUAAGCUCUUGCACGGCGUGACGGCUAGCCAGCCCGUGGGCAUCUGGGUGCUCGACCCCGACCACUCCUUGUCCAGGGCUUGCACGUCUCCUGGACUGGUCGACCGUGCUUUCGAUGUGUCGGAUGAGUCGGUCGGUGGCAACGCGAGGAUUGUGCGCGAUGCUUGUGUGCGGCUCCACGCCAUACUUGUUCGAGAUCACUUGCAGCCUAUUGUUGAGUAUCGCCCCGCCCCGGUGCCCUACCUUUCGUUCUCGCGAUGCGUCGAUCCCUUGCGUGAGGCAGUCGCGGCGGGGGCGACGCUCAUCCUCCGCCACAGGGCACAGGAGUGGCGCGUGCCCAGGGGCGCGCUGGGGCUGGUCUACGUCUAUGAGUUUUCCGACUUCGGCGCCACGAGCGAGUUCGACGAGGACGAUGACAAUGCUGCCGCCCCCGAGGAGCUGUUCAAAUUCGGCGGCAAGGUGCAGGUGGACACGAAGCCGAAGGACGACGGGGCUGCGUCUUCCUCCAAGGCCUCCAUGAAGCAAGAGCUCGCUAAAAGCGUCACGGACGCCAGGGCCGACACGCGCAACACCAUCCAUUGUGCCCUCAAGCUGCUCAUGAACCCGAACAUCGCCCGCCCAGCCAGAAUAUCCUACGAAAUCUCGAAGCCCGUGCAGGUGCUGCGCUCUCUGCAGAGCUUGGAGCAACUGAACGACAUGGGCUUCGAAGUCGACCUGACCACCUUGGGCCACAAGCCGAGCGACGAGAAGGUGCACUUUGAGCUGCUCGACGAAAAGACGAACCUCACUGCUGCCGUGAGCGUGGCGUUCGGUCUCGUGGGCAGGAGGGCCCUCGCGUGCCAGGCUGAUUGGCGCGGCUUUCCAGGCAGGGCAGCGCAGUUGCUCUCUUCGAAGCCUGCCGAGGUUCAGGAAUGCUUGGAGUAUCCAGCUGCCUGCGGCACGUCCCGCCACAUCAUGCUCGGGGGCACGGUGGCGGAUUCCAAAGGCGUCUGCGAGGACUGGCAGAUCAUUGCGGCUAGGCCAGAACCAGGGAUCAAACAUCUUGCAGCCAGGAGCUUCUGUAACACAGCGAUGUUCCACGACUUCGCUGACAACCUGAGCUUCUUCGGGUACGAGAGCGCCGGCGGCAAUUGCAUGGCCAACUUACGCACUGGCAACAGCGUCCGCGCCACCCUGGUCAUGGAGAACUUGAUUAAGACCGUUUGCACGAUCGAGAAGCGUUCUCAGGAGAACAAGGGGCUCGGCGAGAAGCUCCCCUCUCAAUGGUUCAGCGGUUCGAAGCGGAAGACGUCGGUUGACAUGAAGAACGUGAAGGGCACCGCUGCUACGCCUUCAUGGGUCUCGUUCAACGCCGAAAGCCAGAUGCAGCAGUUUGCCGACAUCGAGUUUCUGAGGGACCGCGUGAGGACGAACAAUUUGGAUGCUGUCUCUCUGAAGUGGUGCAGCCAAGCUGUUCCCCACGGAACGCUGUUCAGGCUCAAGGGUGCCGCCAACCACAAGUGGAUAUUCUCCAUCAGUGGCAAGGGCGUGUCGUCGGUGCUUUACCUCGACAUCAGCCACAAGGAGUUGAUUUGGCAGACCGUCAGCGACUUGAGCCCCACGAAGUUCGAGACCUACAAGAUCGAGUGGUUAGGGCCGCUGGCGAUGAAGUCCAAGGGCAUCGGCGUUGACGGAGUGGGCCUCAACGUCGUCGCGGCUGCGCAGGUGCCCAAGAAACCUAUAUCACUUACGCAGCUGGCGGCCAAGAGCUGCUUCUACAACCUUGGCGUCGCGUGGGACUACGGCGUCCAGGUCGCGGGCGCGGGCAGCUUGUUCGACCUGCUGAAAGCCAGCAUCAUGCACGAGUGGCCGCUCAUUAGGGAUGAGGAGCUCCUGGAGAUAUUGCCGCGGCGGGUUACAGUCGCAGCCUUCCCCGACGACAAGGGGGAGCUCGUGGAGUGGGACGGCGAAGCUCUGCUGGGGGUCGCGGAGCCCGACGACCUGAAGGAUUUGUCGGAGCUGGCCAAGAAGGAGGCCGAACAAUCGUAUGUUAUCCAACCACUGCUUGACGAGAUUGCAAAGUUCGAGAACGAGGUGCGCAAGGCACUGAACAAGGGCGUCGCGUCCCCCGCGGCAGCGGCCAAGGCGAAGGGCCCCGCUGGCAGGAAGGCCCAGCGCAAGCCGAUGGCCCCCAUCGUGGACGAGAUGCUCUCCAAGGAUGAUGCCAUGCAGUGGGUUCCUCCAGGGCACCGCCUUCUCAAGGAUCCAGACAACGGGCGGCGGCGCGUGGCCUCGAAGCUUUUCGACAUCAGCCGCGGCUUCAUCAAGUGCGGCGAGGUAGGCUGUUUUGCGAUCUGUGCUUAUAGGGCGUGGUGCUACGAGUCGCCCGAGGGCAAGUGCCCCCACGAGUGGGCCGCGAAGCUGGCCCGCGAUUUGGAGCCUACGGGCGACCGCUCGGUUCACGCGCAUGAGAUGAUCUGCCGCGUGCUGGAGUCGAUGCUGACCGUGGACCAGCUCAACAUAGGCGCGCCCCAGUCGGCGGAGCUCCUGGCGCGGCGCCUGCAGCUCAUCGGGGGCGCCCACCGAGGUUCGCCUUCGAACCCCGACUACUCCGCGGCCGACCUCUACAUGGGGCCCCAGACGAGGAAGGGCGGGGCCUCGGUGGCGCCAGCUGUCCAGAAGCACGCCGCCGAGAGCCUCAAGGACGAGGUCGCCAUCCAGAAGGAGAAGCGCAAUGCUAAGGGGGAGGCCAAGCUGAGGAAGUCAGGCAAGCAUCCCCCAGGUGGCUGCGCCCACGAGGCAAGGGGCUUCGGAGUGUGUCCGCCGCAGGCUUGCUCGCCGGAGUUCAAUGAGGCUGUGAUUGACCCGAUCGGGAGGGAGUAUCUGCUGCACUUCGAGGAGCACAUGCUGCGCUCUGCUGAUGACUGGGGCAGGGCCGUCGAGACCGAGCCCCCCAUCACCCCUUGCAUGGGCGAGUACCUGCGGAAGCACGAGGAUGCCUGCGUCGCGUUCGUGAGCGAUCUCGUGUCCGCAGAGAUGGUCUCCUUCACUUUCAAUCCUAAGGACUUGGUGACGCCGUUCUCUGUCUCGAAGAAGAACGGCCAGCAGCGUUUGGUGUGGGGCGCGCGCAUCCCCAACAGACGUUUCAAGCACGCACCCCCCAAGGGCAUGGGCACGUCCGCCGCCUACGGGAGGAUCAGUCUCGGGUGCGGCGUCGACGAGGCUGGCACGUUCGAGGACACGUUGUACUGCGCCCAGGCCGACAUUUGCAAUUAUUUCUACGCACUUGGGCUGAGGGAGGAGCUCGGCUCGUUCUUUUCCCUCCCGCCGGUGCCCGAGGCGAUGCUGUGCCGUGUGCCGACAGCGGCGUCGGCGCGGAAGUCAGCUCGUGGGCACAGCUUCGCGAAGGGCUCCAAGAAGGACUCCAACGGGGACCCUUGCAAGGCCAGCUUCGGGGAGGGCCCCGCGGAGGACGUGAACGGGGACCCGUGCGAGGCCGGCUUCGGGGACGGCCCCAUCGGGGCCCGCGACGACGUCAAGAUGGAUGUCUUCGGGGACAUCAGCACAGCCAUGAGUACCAAGGACCAAUUCUGCUCAGAGGACCCCUGGGAGCUCAAUCCGGACUUCGACGAGGUCCCGCACGGCGUGCUCAGCGAGGAGGCCUGGACCGAAGUGUUCGCGGCCCUGUUCCACGCGUCGGAAAGCAUCACGGUCUUGGAGGGGAGGGCCAGCAGCGCGGCUUUUAGGCACAUCCUCAGGUCCACGAGGACCUUCAACAAGCGACACCGGAAGCUCGGGGCUCGGAUCGCGUUUCGCAAGGAGCAGCUGCGCGGGCGGCCCUUCGGGGGCAGCGCGAGGGAGGAGAGGUCGGCCGGGCGAUCAGCGGCCUCAGGGAGCUUCCAGCCGGCAGCUCCCGGCACUCAGUCGUUCCUGCAGGCCAACGCCGUCGCCCCCGACACGCAGAAAACUUACGCGGAGUGCAUGGCGGAGCGCAAGCAGUUUGUCGCCGCGAACGGGCUCUUCCCUGGCCACGCCUGCGGCGGCCGGCCUGGCGCUCUGGGCCUGCUGGAACAAGAUUUGGUGCCGCCCACGACGUCGUCGCCCUUCUUCGCCGCGAACCUGCGCCCCAGCGAGCGCGGCGAGGUGAGCGAGGUCAAGCUCUCCGACGAGUCGCCCCCGCUGGACUCCGUGGAGGCGCUGUGGCUGGGCGGCGCGAUGCAGAGCCGCAAGGCGGGGCUGCCCGCGCGGCCGCUCUUUGACCUCACAGUGCUGCAGCUGCGGGACAUCUGGGCCGCCGCGCCCCUCGGCAUCCCCAACAGGUUCGCGCUGUGCCAGCGCCGUCGCGGGGGCCCCUCCGACGACCGAUUCCGGCGGCUGCGUUCGCUGCCCGAGAUCAAAGAGCGAGGGAGGUGGGCCUCCGACAAGAGUGUCAGACGCUACGAGGCCCGCGCCCUGGUCCAGCAGCAGGGGGCCGCGCUGCCCCCCGCUCCGCUCAAGCGGGCGCGCGAGGCGCCAGACAAAUUCGAGGGGCUUGUGCUGGCGAGCGAGCAAGGCCUUCCGCGCCGCUUCGGGCCGCCGCCCGGGCUCAGCUCAGGCAUCCCGCCCUUCGCCGAGCUCAUGCGCGGCUCCGCCCACCUCGCGGCCGCCGUCGGCGAGCGCGGGCUUGCUUCCGAGGGCUGGGACUACAUCGACGGGGCGCAGGGUUUCAGGCAGCGCAUCCGCCAGCGUCGCCUGUGCGGCCUGCAUUUCGGCUUGGACUGUAAGACAUGGUCGAGGGCCAGAAAGAAUGACGGGUUUGGGCCGCCGCCGCUGCGAAGUGACCAGCGCCUUUUUGGCCUGCCCGCCCUCCUGUCCCGCCGAUCAGAGAAAGGGGCUUCAGCUUUGGAGGCAGCGGAGCUGCUAGUGCCUCGAGCCGCCUGCUUUGCAG
Messenger RNA from Prorocentrum cordatum, 7047 nucleotides. The record is from the annotation of a GenBank genome assembly. NCBI's taxonomy places the organism in Eukaryota, Dinophyceae, Prorocentrales, Prorocentraceae.